Zingiber officinale is the source of this 1714-nucleotide messenger RNA. Its product is annotated as probable E3 ubiquitin-protein ligase ATL44. Lineage: Eukaryota; Viridiplantae; Streptophyta; Magnoliopsida; Zingiberales; Zingiberaceae. The transcript has a single exon. Bases 865 to 1452 code for a protein of 195 amino acids. The record is from RefSeq and is a predicted model, not a curated record.
AUCCUCUCACUUAGGAGACCGUUCGAUACAUGAUUUAUCUUUCAAAAUCUUACAAUGGGGCCAAUGAUAAAAGAUACUUUAGAUGAAUGAAAUCAUUUUUUGCUUCGUUAAUUUUUGGUUGAGAAGUUUAUUUAAUUUAAAAUCUCGGUGUUUAUUUUUUUAGUUGGUAUUGAUAUUCAAUUUAUAUCGAUUAAUUCUGUAGAUGAUUAACCAGGUCUUACAUAAAUUUUUCAUCAGAUAUCAUGAUAAAUUAAGACGCAAUCACAACGGAUGAACUAAGUAUGAUAGAUUUAUAAGAGUAUGUAUUGAAUGCUCGAGUCUUGAAAAAUCAUGAGAAGACUCCCACAUAAACAAUGAUAAAGUAAAUAACAUUGAAAUAUACGAUCCUACGAAACUUUUUGAUCGGCCGCUAAACUCCAAGUAAGAACCUAUUCGAUAUAUAAUUACUCCCUCUUAACCCUAUCUAAUUUAGUCCCUACAAUCGUGGUAGGGUGCGAGUGGCGGAUUUUUUAUUUUUAUUUUAUUUUUUAUUUUUAAGAAUACAACCUAUGCAAAUUACAGUAGCCAGCCACAUGCGUUCUCCUCAACGCCAUUAUGACGACUGAACGCGCCCACAGCUUUAUCCACCAUGGCAGCACAUGCACGUCUCUUCCUCCAGGACCCACCUCGAUUUUUAUAAUUAUAAUAAAACAAUCUUUGUAUAUUAGUUAAAUCAGGGGGGCUUCUGUCAAAUAAAUUGUGUGUUUUAUUUUUCUGUUUUCCCCCUGAGUAUUUUCGGCAGUUCUAUUGCCGUGAGGUGAAAGGUAUGCCUUCGAAUCCCAGCCCACUCCACUGCUUCAGUCUCGGUCUUACCUCGAUAAGCCAAUGCCUCCCGCCACUAGAUUUCUGCAGUCCAACUCCAGCUUUCUACCGGCGGCCGCGCCGCCGGAGCCUCUCUCCGUGGACUCCGACGUGGUCGUCAUCUUGGCGGCGCUCCUCUGUGCCCUCAUCUGCGUGGUCGGCCUCGCCCUAGUCGCCCGCUGCGCCUGUCUCCGCCGCUCCUCGCCAGGAUUCCCCGCGCCGCCGAGAAAGGGGCUCAAGAAGAAGGCCCUCCAGGCGCUGCCCAAGGUGUCGUACACCGCCGCCGCCGUGGGCGGCAGCCUCGCGGAGUGCCCCAUCUGCCUCGCCGAGUUCGCGGAGGGCGACGAGAUCCGCAUCCUGCCGCACUGCGGCCACGGCUUCCACGUCAGCUGUGUCGACACGUGGCUCGCGGCUCACUCCAACUGCCCCUCCUGCCGCCGUGUGCUCGUGGUCGCCAGCACCGGCUCGGCAGCGACGCCGGUACAUUGUCGAACAUGCGGGGUGAGAUCCGGCGACGGCGCCGACACCUCCACCGCUGCCGUCGAUGUAGCGGCGUCGCAGGAAGCUUCAAGGGCUACAGAGCUAGCCGGCGCUACUAGGUUCCUCCCCUAAACCCUCUUUGCCUCCCUUUCUUGUCACUUGUAAAUAAAUGAAGAUGAUAAUUAGGCUUGAACCAGUGAGUGGAUUAGACUUCUUGUGUUGUAACGUGUUGCCUCAGGGUUGCAUCUACUGCGGAAUUCAAACAAAAGAUUCACCUUGUGAUACCUUUCAUUUGGAUCACUGAUAAUAGAUGAUCAAUCAGUGCUUUUAGUUGAAGAAAGAAAGUAAGGUUGCCACUUUAUUUUAACUUUGAACAAGAAAGGCGAUUCCUUCA